AUGCCAUCGCAAAACCUCCCACACAUGGAUUUCCGCGCCUAUGUCGAGACUCUUGAGGCAGACGAUGAUCUUGUCCAGAUUAACGACGAAUGUGAUCCUCAUCUCGAAGUCGGCGCCAUCAUCCGAAAGGUAGUGGAGAACGAUGCAAAGGCACCUCUAUUCAACAACGUCAAGGGACGGGACGUAAACGGUCUCUGGAGAAUUCUUGGCGCACCGAAUUCCCUCCGUUCCAAUCUCAAGCAGCGUUAUGGGAGGUUGGCUAGACAUCUUGGCCUUCCUCCAGACUCGUCUAUGAAGACCAUCCUGGAUAAGAUGGUCGCUGCAAAGACAACCACUCCUAUCCCACCCAAGGUUGUUGAGACAGGUCCUUGCAAGGAAUUCCGCUUGACACCAAAUCAAUUUGACCUUACCAAGCUACCAGCGCCCUUGUUGCACCAGUCAGAUGGUGGCAAGUACAUCCAGACUUACGGCAUGCACAUCGUCCAGUCACCGGAUGGCAAGUGGACGAACUGGUCCAUCGCUCGUGCAAUGGUACACGACCGCAACCACCUCGUCGGCCUUGUCAUGCCACCCCAGCACAUUGGACAGAUUCACGAGAUGUGGAAGAAGGAAGGUCACGAUAUGCCAUGGGCUCUGGCGUUUGGUGUUCCUCCGGCAGCCAUUAUGGCGUCUAGCAUGCCGCUCCCGGAUGGACUGUCAGAGGCCGAGUACAUUGGAUCGCUUGUCGGAACCCCUCUCGAGGUGGCCAAAUGCGAGACCAACGGGCUUUAUGUGCCCGCCAACUCCGAGAUCGUUUUCGAAGGGACUUGCUCUAUCGCGGAGACUGCUCCUGAAGGUCCUUUUGGGGAGAUGCAUGGGCGAGUCUGUCCAUUGAUGCCCAUGUUGAACUCUGGCAUGUUAGAUCAGUCGACUAAUCUGUCUCUAGCUAUGUGUUCCCCGGUGACACCCACUCCUUGCCCAAGUACACCCGCAGCACACUAUGAUCGGCCCUCUCGCGGCUGCAGAGAUUGGUUUCCUCCUCAAUCUCAAGUCACUUGGGUUGCCUUACAAGUCGACACUCAAAAACUACGAGAGCUAAAGACCAAUCCUGAAGAGCUUUGCCGCAAGGUUGGAGACCUAGUCUUCCGACACAAGGUUGGAUUAACUAUCCAUCGCUUGCUCCUUGUUGGCGACGACAUCGACGUGUACGACUUCAAGGACGUUAUCUGGGCCUUCUGCACUCGCUGCCGGCCUGGUAUGGAUGAGCAUCACUUUGAGGACGUUCUGGGAUUCCCCCUGAUUCCUUACAUGUCGCACGGGAACGGGGCGCCGAAUAAGGGUGGCAAAGUUGUUUCGGACUGUUUGUUACCUGUUGAGUAUACAACGGGCAAAAACUGGGAGGGCGCAGACUUCAAGAGUUCGUUUCCCGAAGAGGUCCAGGAGAGAGUAUGCGGUCGUUGGGAAGCCCUGGGCUUUUGUUCGUCGAAAUAG
Molecule: messenger RNA, 1470 nt
Organism: Fusarium vanettenii 77-13-4
Lineage: Eukaryota; Fungi; Ascomycota; Sordariomycetes; Hypocreales; Nectriaceae
Exons: 3
Coding region: 1-1470 (489 amino acids)
Biological process (GO): ferulate metabolic process; cinnamic acid catabolic process
Cellular component (GO): cytoplasm
Molecular function (GO): carboxy-lyase activity
Source: RefSeq, a predicted model, not a curated record